UGGUUGAGAGGCGGGUGCCGGAUGGUGGAGUACCACUGAUGAGAGAGAGAGCGGGCAAUAAAGAAGGGACUCUUUUUAGCUCGCAUUGUAUUUCCACGCGGAUACUGGAAAACUCCACAGGAGGAUUUGCUUCACCUGCUCGUGUGGUGGCCAAGCGAGGAGUACUGCUUCUGGUAGCUGCCGGAAAUGUCGCAGAGGAGUGGGCAAGAGGACCCGGAGCGGUACCUUUUUGUGGACCGCGCUGUGGUCUACAACCCAGCUUCGCAGGCCGACUGGACCGCCAAGAGACUAGUAUGGAUCCCGUCUGAGCGCCACGGCUUUGAGGCGGCCAGUGUGCGCGAGGAGCGCGGCGAUGAGGUGGUCGUGGAGCUGGCGGAGAAUGGGAAGAGGGCGUCGGUCAACAAGGAUGACAUCCAGAAGAUGAACCCACCCAAGUUCAGUAAGGUGGAGGACAUGGCAGAGCUUACAUGCCUCAACGAAGCCUCUGUACUACACAACCUCAAGGACCGCUAUUACUCGGGCCUCAUUUAUACAUACUCUGGCCUCUUCUGUGUCGUCAUAAAUCCCUACAAAAACCUCCCCAUCUACUCGGAGAACAUCGUGGAAAUGUACCGGGGCAAAAAGAGGCACGAGAUGCCCCCUCACAUCUACGCCAUCUCAGAGUCUGCUUACAGAUGCAUGCUACAAGAUCGAGAGGACCAGUCCAUUCUGUGCACUGGUGAGUCUGGAGCUGGCAAGACGGAGAACACAAAGAAGGUCAUCCAGUACCUGGCACAUGUUGCCUCCUCCCACAAAGGAAGGAAAGACCAUAACAUUCCUCCAGAAUCUCCUAAACCAGUGAAGCUCCAGGCGCAAAAUGCAGUUAGUGGAGCCCUCUUUUAUGGUGAACUGGAACGUCAGCUUUUACAAGCCAACCCCAUCCUUGAAUCCUUUGGGAAUGCGAAAACGGUGAAAAACGACAACUCGUCACGUUUUGGGAAAUUCAUCCGCAUCAACUUUGAUGUCACUGGAUAUAUUGUUGGGGCCAACAUUGAAACAUAUUUAUUGGAGAAAUCCAGAGCGAUCCGCCAAGCCAAAGAUGAACGCACCUUCCAUAUUUUUUACCAACUGUUGGCUGGAGCGGGAGAACACCUCAAAUCUGACCUGCUUUUGGAGGGAUUCAACAACUACCGAUUCCUGUCGAAUGGCAACAUUCCAAUCCCGGGCCAGCAGGAUAAAGACAACUUCCAUGAGACAAUGGAGGCCAUGCACAUUAUGAGCUUCUCCCAUGAGGAGAUUCUGGCCAUGUUGAAAGUGGUGUCCUCGGUUCUUCAGUUUGGGAACAUUAUCUUUAAGAAGGAAAGGAAUACCGACCAGGCCUCCAUGCCUGAUAACACAGCCGCUCAGAAGCUGUGUCACCUGUUGGGCAUGAGUGUCAUGGAGUUUACUCGAGCCAUCCUCUCUCCAAGGAUCAAAGUAGGAAGAGACUAUGUCCAGAAAGCCCAAACCAAAGAGCAGGCUGACUUUGCUGUGGAGGCCCUGGCGAAAGCAACAUACGAGCGUCUCUUCCGUUGGCUGGUCCAUCGCAUUAACAAAGCUCUGGACAGGACCAAAAGACAGGGGGCCUCCUUCAUCGGCAUCCUGGACAUUGCUGGCUUUGAGAUCUUCCAGCUCAAUUCGUUCGAGCAGCUCUGCAUCAACUAUACAAAUGAAAAACUGCAGCAGCUCUUCAACCACACCAUGUUCAUCCUUGAGCAGGAGGAGUACCAGAGGGAGGGAAUCGAGUGGAGCUUCAUCGACUUCGGCCUGGACCUGCAGCCCUGCAUCGACCUCAUUGAGAGGCCGGCAAACCCUCCAGGGGUGUUAGCUCUGCUGGAUGAGGAAUGCUGGUUCCCCAAGGCCACAGACAAGACCUUUGUGGACAAGCUGAUCCAGGAACAGGGAACACACACCAAAUUCCAGAAACCACGUCAGCUCAAAGACAAAGCCGAUUUCUGCAUCAUCCACUAUGCUGGAAGGGUGGACUACAAGGCCGAUGAGUGGUUAAUGAAGAACAUGGACCCCCUCAAUGACAACGUGGCCACGCUUCUGCAUCAGUCCACCGACAAAUUUGUUGCGGAGCUGUGGAAAGAUGUGGAUCGUAUAGUGGGCCUGGACCAGGUGGCAGGCAUGAACGAGACGGCGUUCGGCGCCACCUACAAAACGAAGAAGGGCAUGUUUAGGACGGUGGGUCAGCUCUACAAGGAGUCACUCACCAAGCUCAUGGCCACACUGAGGAACACCAACCCCAACUUUGUCCGCUGUAUCAUCCCCAACCACGAAAAACGAGCAGGUAAACUGGAGCCUCACCUGGUUCUGGACCAGUUGAGGUGUAAUGGGGUUCUUGAGGGGAUCCGUAUCUGCAGGCAGGGCUUCCCCAACCGUAUUGUCUUCCAGGAAUUCAGACAGAGAUAUGAGAUCCUCACUCCCAACGCUAUCCCCAAGGGCUUCAUGGAUGGGAAACAAGCUUGUGAGAGAAUGAUCCAAGCCCUUGAGCUGGACCCCAAUCUGUUUCGGAUCGGCCAGAGUAAGAUCUUUUUCAGAACUGGCGUACUGGCUCACUUGGAGGAGGAACGUGAUCUCAAGAUCACAGACAUCAUCAUUUACUUCCAGUCUGUGUGCCGUGGCUACUUGGCACGCAAGGCCUUUGCUAAGAAACAGCAACAGCUAAGCGCCCUGAAAGUUCUCCAGAGGAACUGUGCAGCUUACCUGAAGCUGCGACACUGGCAGUGGUGGAGACUGUUUACCAAGGUGAAGCCUCUUCUCCAGGUUACCAGGCAGGAGGAGGAGAUGCAGGCCAAAGACGAGGAGCUGGUCAAGGUGAAGGAGAGACAGCUGAUGGUGGAGAAUGAGCUUGUGGACAUGGAGAGGAAACACCAACAGCUCGUGGAGGAAAAGACAAUUCUAGCAGAGCAGCUCCAGGCAGAAACGGAGCUGUUUGCAGAGGCUGAAGAGAUGCGAGCUCGUCUGGCCUCCAGAAAGCAAGAGCUUGAGGAGAUCCUCCAUGACCUGGAAUCUCGGGUGGAGGAGGAGGAGGAGAGGAACCAGAGUCUGCAGAACGAGAAGAAGAAGAUGCAGUCGCACAUUCAGGACCUCGAGGAGCAGCUCGACGAGGAGGAAGCCGCACGACAGAAGCUUCAGCUCGACAAAGUGACAGCUGAGGCAAAGAUCAAGAAAUUAGAAGAAGACAUUGUGUUGCUGGAGGACCAGAACACCAAGUUCCACAAGGAGAAGAAGCUGCUGGAGGACCGGAUCAACGAAGCAACCACCAUGCUGACAGAGGAGGAGGAGAAAGCAAAGAACCUUGGAAAGCUCAAGAACAAGCAGGAGAUGAUGAUGGUGGAUCUGGAGGAGCGUCUGAAGAAGGAAGAGAAAACGCGUCAAGAGCUGGAGAAGGCAAAACGCAAGCUGGAUGCUGAGACAACAGACCUGCAAGACCAAAUUGCUGAGCUCCAGGCGCAGAUUGAGGAAUUGAAGAUCCAGUUGGCCAAGAAAGAAGAAGAGCUGCAGACUUCCUUGGCCAGGACGGACGAAGAGACGGCACAGAAGAACAAUGCCCUCAAGCAGAUCCGCGAGUUGCAGGCCCAACUGGCUGAGCUCCAGGAGGACCUGGAAUCUGAAAAGCUGUGCAGGAGUAAAGCUGAAAAACUGAAGAGGGACCUCAGCGAGGAGCUUGAGGCUCUGAAGACAGAGCUGGAGGACACGCUGGACACUACCGCCGCCCAGCAAGAACUCAGAACCAAGCGAGAGCAAGAAGUAGCUGAGCUGAAGAAAGCGAUUGACGAGGAGAGCAAAAACCAUGAGGCCCAGAUCCAGGAAAUGAGGCAGAGGCACGCCACAGCGCUGGAGGAACUCUCUGAACAACUGGAUCAGGCUAAGAGAUUUAAGUCCAACUUGGAAAAGAACAAGCAGUGCCUGGAAAAUGACAACAAAGAGUUGGUCUGCGAGGUGAAGAUUCUGCAGCAGACGAAGACAGAGUCUGAACACAAGAGGAAGAAGCUGGAGUCCUUGAUGCAGGAGUUCUCAGCCAGAACCACUGAAAUGGAGCGAGCCAAGGGGGAGAUGGCCGACCGUUCCCACAAACUCCAGUUGGAGCUGGACAACGUGUCAACCUUGCUGGAAGAGGCGGAGAAGAAGGGCAUCAAACUGACCAAGGAUGCCGACAACUUGGGAAGCCAGCUGCAGGAUGCACAUGAGUUACUGCAGGAGGAGACCCGCCAGAAGCUGAACCUGGGCAGUCGAGUGCGUCAGCUGGAGGAGGAGAAGAACACCUUGCUGGAGCAGCAGGAGGAGGAGGAGGAGGCUCGACGCAACUUGGAGAAACAGCUGCAGACGGCCCAAGCUCAGCUGCUUGAGACCAAGAAGAAGCUGGAGGAGGAUGUGGGAGCCAUGGAAGGCCUGGAAGAGGUGAAGCGAAAACUCCAGAAAGACGUGGAGCUGAGCAGCCAGCGUCUGGAGGAGAAAGCCAUGGCAAUGGACAAGAUGGAGAAGACCAAAAACCGACUGCAGCAGGAACUAGACGACCUGGCGGUGGACUUGGACCACCAGAGGCAGAUAGUCUCCAACUUGGAAAAGAAGCAGAAGAAGUUUGACCAGAUGCUGGCCGAGGAGAAAACCGUGUCGGCUAGGUACGCCGAGGAGCGUGACCGUGCGGAGGCCGAGGCCAGGGAGAAGGAGACCAAGGCCUUGUCCAUGGCCAGAGCUCUGGAGGAGGCGCUGGAGGCCAAGGAGGAGCUGGAGAGAUUCAACAAGCAGCUCCGUGCAGAAAUGGAGGACCUGAUGAGCUCAAAGGAUGACGUGGGAAAGAAUGUCCACGAGCUGGAGAAGUCCAAGCGUACGCUGGAGCAGCAGGUGGAGGAGAUGCGGACUCAGCUGGAGGAGCUGGAGGAUGAGCUGCAGGCCACCGAGGAUGCCAAAUUGCGGCUCGAGGUCAACAUGCAGGCCAUGAAGGCCCAGUUUGAUCGGGACUUGCAGGCCAGAGACGAGCAGGGCGAUGAGAAGAAGAGGGCACUGGUCAAACAGGUGCGUGAAAUGGAGGCCGAGUUGGAAGACGAGAGGAAGCAGAGGACGCUCGCUGUGGCCUCCAAAAAGAAGCUGGAGAUGGACCUCAACGAGCUGGAGGGACAAAUAGAAGCAGCCAACAAAGGCAGGGAUGAGGCCAUGAAGCAGCUUAAGAAACUACAAGCUCAGAUGAAAGACUAUCAGAGGGAGCUGGAGGAGGCGCGGUCCUCCAGGGACGAGAUCUUUCUGCAGUCCAAAGAAAACGAGAAGAAACUCAAGAGCCUCGAGGCCGAAGUCUUACAACUGCAAGAGGACCACGCCGCCUCCGAGAGAGCUCGCCGCCAUGCCGAACAGGAGCGGGACGAAUUGGCGGACGAAAUCUCCAACAGCACUUCCGGAAAGUCUUUGCUGCUGGAUGAAAAGAGGAGGCUCGAGGCUCAAAUCGCCCAGCUGGAGGAGGAGCUGGAGGAGGAGCAGGGCAACACGGAGCUGCUCAACGAGCGCUUCAGAAAGAGCACGCUGCAGGUGGAGACUCUAAGCACGGAGCUGGCUGCAGAGCGCGGUGCCUCCCAAAAGAGUGAGAACGCCCGGCAACAGAUGGAGCGUCAGAACAAGGAGUUGAAAGCCAAGCUAGCGGAGCUGGAAGGCUCGGUCAAGUCCAAGUUUAAGGCUUCCAUCACGGCGCUGGAAGCUAAAAUCUUGCAGCUGGAGGAGCAGCUGGAACAGGAGGCAAAAGAGAGAGCAGCGGCCAAUAAGAUAUUCCGACGCACAGAGAAGAAGCUGAAGGAGGUGAUGAUGCAGGUGGAGGACGAGCGGCGUCAUGCCGACCAGUACAAAGAACAGAUGGACAAAGGCAACUCGCGUAUGAAGCAGCUGAAGCGUCAGCUGGAGGAGGCGGAGGAGGAGGCCACCAAGGCCAACGCGUCGCGUAGGAAGCUGCAGAGGGAGCUGGACGACGCCAGUGAAGCCAGCGAGGGCCUCAGCCGCGAGAUCAGCAGCCUCAAGAGCAGACUCAGGCGCGGCGGCCCCGUCGGUUUCUCAUCCUCCGGUCGCUCGGGCCACCACAACCUGAACGUGGACGGCGCCUCCGUGGAUCGCUCUGACGACGACGCCGACAGCCGCACCAGCGACUUCAACGACAUCGGCAAUAUGGAGUGAAGGAUCACGCUCGCUCACUCUGACUUGGACUCGAAACAAUGCAGCACAUCUGUCCGCCAAUAUGACACCCACAGCGGUACCUUGACUUACAAGUGGCCCAAGUUCCCACAGUCCCCCGCCCCCUGAAAAAAAAAGCAGGGUGGGAUUGUGAUUGUGUAUAGAUGCCGCACGAUGGUGGCAGAGUACUUGAACACCAUGCAUCUAGCAUGUACACAAUCACGAACCCUUGUUACAUAAGACUCUUCAGUCAGUUGUUCAACACAAACAAACAAUUCACCUUCACAUUUGGCUCAUGAAUAAUAUUAGCUAGCCUACUAGCUUGAUGCGCUAGCAUGAACUGAUGUGACAUCACACAUGAGCAAAAAAAUACGCGCACUCGCACUUUACCCAAAUGUUCUUAAGUCUUUACGGGCUAAUUUCCGCAAAUAAUUGUAACAGCAAAUUAAUUCACAGGCUAUUUGUGGCGGCAUUGUGAGAGAAGCAAAAAAUAUACUUUCAUUUUUGGUGGCGCACGAGGUGCAUUCAGGGACGGACAACAAAACAGGACGUCUCAAUUCCAAACACUCACAUACAAUUCAACUUAACAACGCCACAAUUCCAGCAGAUGGUGCCAAAAUAAUAUGAGAAGUUUAGCGAACAACUGGGGGGAGGCUAGUCCCCCCCCCCCCCCCCCCAAAAAAAACCCCCGCCAAGUUUGCAAAUACUGAACCAUGAAUAGCUUAUGCAGCAGUUCACUGUACAAAAAAAUUGAUGUGCACCUCCGUUUGU
Messenger RNA from Hippocampus comes (tiger tail seahorse), 6945 nucleotides. It is a transcript of the gene myh10, whose product is annotated as myosin, heavy chain 10, non-muscle. The record is from RefSeq and is a predicted model, not a curated record. Gene Ontology annotation, cellular component: myosin filament; cytoplasm; myosin II complex. The transcript has 44 exons. Gene Ontology annotation, molecular function: actin filament binding; microfilament motor activity; ATP binding. Gene Ontology annotation, biological process: regulation of cell shape; mitotic cytokinesis; actomyosin structure organization. The coding region runs from base 187 to 6177 and encodes 1996 amino acids. Lineage: Eukaryota; Metazoa; Chordata; Actinopteri; Syngnathiformes; Syngnathidae.